Scatophagus argus is the source of this 1783-nucleotide messenger RNA. It is a transcript of the gene ppp2r3c, whose product is annotated as protein phosphatase 2, regulatory subunit B'', gamma. Bases 119 to 1495 code for a protein of 458 amino acids. Gene Ontology annotation, biological process: B cell homeostasis; T cell homeostasis; regulation of dephosphorylation. The transcript is spliced from 13 exons. The record is from RefSeq and is a predicted model, not a curated record. Lineage: Eukaryota; Metazoa; Chordata; Actinopteri; Scatophagidae. Gene Ontology annotation, cellular component: centrosome; spindle.
AUUCAGCAAACUGAUAUUAUCGGGUAGCUACUCUCACACGAAAGUUUACAUUACACUUUGAGACUUUUGGGCCGGAUAGCGUUUCUUGAUGAAGUAUUAGAUUCACUUUGGAGCAGUUAUGACUAAAGAGCAACAACCUCACUGGUCGGAUAUUUUGAAAAGGAGGCUAUCAAACUGCAAAAACGAUGCGAGAAGCGAAGAGGAAAAGAAAGCAGAAGAAACUGAGAUGUUCACCAAAUAUUACACAGAGUGGAAAGGAGGUGGCGACAGAGACAAGUCCUACAAGAAAAUACCACGAUUUUACUACAGGCUACCAGCAGAGGAUGAGGUAUUACUUCAGAAGCUGAGAGAGGAAUCCAGAGCUGUCUUCCUCCAGAGGAAGAGCAGAGAACUGCUGGAUAAUGAGGAACUGCAGAAUCUGUGGUUCCUGCUUGACAAGCACCAGGUACCUCCAGUGAGUGGGGAGGAGGCCAUGAUCAGCUAUGAAGCUUACCUGCAGGUGGGGGAGAAGGCUGGGCCCAAGUGCAAAAAAUUUUUCACAGCCAGAGUGUAUGCCAAGCUGCUGCACAACGAUCCUUAUGGCAGGAUCUCCAUCAUGCAGUUCUUUAACUACGUCAUGAGGAAAGUAUGGCUGCAUCAAACCCGUAUAGGUCUGAGUCUGUAUGAUGUAGCAGGACAGGGCCACCUCAGAGAGUCGGAUCUGGAGAACUACAUCCUGGAGCUGAUCCCCACUCUACCUCAGCUGGACGGGCUGGAGAAGUCCUUCUACUCGUUCUACGUCUGCACCGCUGUUCGCAAGUUCUUCUUCUUCCUCGACCCCCUCCGAACAGGAAAGAUUAAAAUCCAGGAUAUAUUAGCCUGCAGUUUUCUGGAUGACUUACUUGAGCUGAGAGAUGAGGAGCUGUCUAAAGAGAGUCAGGAGUCCAACUGGUUCUCGGCCCCCUCCGCUCUCCGAGUCUAUGGCCAGUACCUCAAUCUGGAUAAGGACCACAAUGGCAUGUUGAGCAAAGAGGAGCUUUCACGCUACGGCACAGCUACACUCACCUCAGUGUUCCUGGACCGAGUGUUUCAGGAGUGUCUCACCUACGAUGGAGAAAUGGACUAUAAGACCUAUCUAGACUUUGUGUUGGCCUUGGAAAACAGGAAGGAGCCAGCAGCGUUACAGUAUAUUUUCAAACUGUUGGACAUGGAGAAUCAGGGAUACCUCAAUGUCUUCUCCCUCAACUAUUUCUUCAGGGCCAUUCAGGAGCAGAUGAAACUUCACGGCCAGGAGCCUGUGUCCUUUCAGGAUGUCAAGGAUGAGAUCUUUGACAUGGUGAAGCCUAAAGACCCUUAUAAGAUCACUCUCCAGGACCUGGUAAACAGUUGUCAGGGUGAUACCGUCACCAGCAUCCUGAUUGACCUCAACGGCUUCUGGACCUAUGAGAACAGAGAAGUGCUGGUUGCCAACGACAACGACAGCAGCAGCAACACAGCUGACCUCGACGACACCUGAAGAUGAUUUGGAGAGGCUCCUCUCAGUGAACUCUUACUGCUGACUUGGUUAUGUUUGUCCCUUUGGUUAUGUUUUAAGAGGCGUGUGGACUCACCAACAACCUUGAGGAGAUGAAUAGAAGAAAGGGGAGAAAAAUGAAAGAGCUGGAUAAAAGGCAGAUGUGGUGUUUUGUGUAAAUAUUGUUCUGUGUUCCUGACUGUUGUUUUCCUGUAAAAAAAAAAAAAAGGACCUUACACACAUUUUUGCCAUUUACUUCUCUGAAAAUAAAUGUUUCCUUCUCAUACCUUU